CGUAAUAAGGACAUUCGCGCGAAUAACUUCAAGUGGAGUGAACUGAAAUCAAUGAACACCGUAAACCUAUUAAUAGCCGAGUCAAGGGAAAAGGUGAUAGUUUGCCGCCGAUGCAAAAUGGCCAGGACCAACCAUAGAAAUACCCCCAAUGUUUAUAGCAACAGAUUUAGCAUUGACUAGCUGAUGCCAGCUCGCCAUGCAACGUUUGGUGUCCGUUAUGUUAAACUUGUAACUAGCUAGGCUAGGAGUUUAAAGUCCGACAUAAAUAUUAGACCUCCCCCAAACUUUUUUGUUUUUUUUUGUUUUCUGAAAUAAAAGGCGUAGCUUAGGAAAGAAGAUGGCCUUAAUGCAUUGGGUAGCACAAGCUAUUUCCUUCCUUCCUAGCUGGCUAUAAACUGGCUGCGGGUUAUUUUGUAAUGUUAAACUGCCACUGAGGCAAUGAGGACCAACCGACACAACACUGAUUGGCAACCAUUGAUGUUACCCGUGACACCAAAGACCCGAGGCGUGCUUAAAAAUACGAGACCUGUGCACCUCCGCAGGUCCACACAGUAUCAUCGUCUGUUCACAUGACUACUCAUCACCUGAUUGGUCGAGGGAUACGGUUUUGAGUCAAUUCAUCAGCAUGUGGAAAUUCUGCACUGAACUUCAAGAAGUCAUAUGAGAAAGACAGCUUCCGCAUUCAGAGAACAGUUAUUGAGAGCUAAUGUUAAAAGUUUAGAUAGACCUAUAGAGUAGACUAGCUGCUCGUUAACGUUAAAGUGUGACGAUAAAAUGCUAAGAUGAGAAUACUUCGUAUACUACUGAAUACAAUUGUAAUUUCUGCCUUCUUUUACCUGCCGUUUUUAGAGGCUAAACCGCCACAUAUAAUCUUCAUUUUAGCUGACGAUUUAGGGUGGAAUGAUGUGGGUUUUCACGGGUCCGAAAUUAAAACUCCUAACCUGGACAGAAUGUCCAAAAGUGGAGUCCAACUGGACAACUAUUACGUUCAGCCAUUAUGCACACCCUCUCGGAACCAGCUGAUGACGGGGAAAUACCAGAUCCACACUGGUAUGCAGCACCAGAUCAUAUGGCCAUGCCAACCCUACUGUGUGCCACUGGAUGAAAAGCUUCUACCUGAGCAUCUGAAGGAGGCAGGCUAUGCCACACAUAUGGUGGGCAAGUGGCAUCUUGGCAUGUACCGCAGAGAAUGCAUGCCCACGCGUCGUGGGUUUGACUCCUAUUUUGGUUACCUAACAGGCUCUGAAGACUACUUCACCCAUCAGCGCUGCUACCAUAUUUCUGAGCUGAAUUUGACACGCUGUGCACUGGACCUGCGUGAAGGGGAGGAGGUUGCUUCAGGAUACACUGGGACUUACUCCACCCAUCUCUUCACACAGAAAGCCAUUGAUCUCAUUGGCCAACAUGACCCCACCAAGCCCCUCUUCCUAUAUCUAGCCCUCCAAGCAGUGCACGGCCCUCUGCAAGUUCCUGAGCGCUACACCGCCCCUUACAGCUUCAUCAAGGACCCUCAUCGCAGACUUUACGCAGGGAUGGUGUCAGCCAUGGAUGAAGCUGUGGGAAACCUGACGGAGGCUCUGAUGACUCAUGACCUCUGGAAUAACACUGUGCUCAUCUUCUCCUCAGAUAAUGGAGGACAGACUCUGGAGGGGGGCAGCAACUGGCCUCUGCGUGGCAGAAAAUGGUCCCUGUGGGAAGGAGGGGUGCGGGCCGUUGGCUUUGUUAAUAGCCCUUUGCUGGAGAAACCUGGCACCACAAGUCGUGAACUCAUCCAUAUCACUGAUUGGCUGCCUACACUGUUGAAACUGGCGGGUGGUUCAACCAAGGGGAUAAGAACCCUAGAUGGCUUUGAUGUUUGGAAAACUAUCAGCAAAGGGAUGUCUUCUCCCAGACUCGAGAUACUUCAUAACAUUGAUCCACUCUACGUGGACAUUGCACCUUGUUCAAGUGAUCCUGGGCUGACCUUACCUCCAGAAUCUGCUCAAAGGCCUCAGUCUGUUGUCUCCAGAUUCAACCACUCUGAUGGGUUCGAUGUUCACAUCCACGCUGCCAUCCGCUACAGAGAGUGGAAGCUACUGACAGGCUACCCAGGCUGUCCUCUUUGGUUUCCCAGGCCAGGAUCAGUGUCUGGUCCCAAGCCCUCUCACUGGUGCCCCACCCCAAAGGCAGCAAUCCGCUUGUAUAAUGUGGUGCAAGACCCUGAGGAGCGGGACGAGGUGUCUGCACUCAACCCUAAGAUGGUAGACUUCCUUCUCCGUCGACUUCAGCACUAUCAGAGGAAUGCCAAGCCUAUUGUUUUUCCAGAUGAUGACCCAAAAUGUGACCCUGGACCCAAGGAAGCCUGGGGACCCUGGGCAUAAGUGUGCGGGCAUGGAUGUGUUAGGAAGAAGCCAUGGAUGAUGUCUGAUGGGUCUCAACCAGGGCUGUGUACUGGAAGACUGCUAUGGAUGAUGUCUGAUGUGUCUCAACCAGGGCUGUGGAAACGGGUGAUGAUGGAGGUGUUUGGGGGAGACUGAUUUAAAGUUGUGUCACUUUUAUGCUGCAUUUGACUAGGUUGCUCAAAGCUUUUAUUUGGCCUACGAUCUAGGGGGUGUAAAAGAAUAACAAUACUCAGAUUAAUAAUGUGUUAAAGUAGCUAAUACGCUAGUUUCUUUUUAGUAAUUCAAUUACACAAUUUCAUGAUCAACAUAACUUAGUCAAGCAACUGAACUGUAGUUAAUCUCCACUGUAGGUAGUCUCCAAUGCCAAUUUCCUGCCACAUAGUGAUUGCGGUCUCUCCUAAAAACAAAAAAAGUGGCGCUAAUAUAAGCUUCAGAUCCACUAUGAAAUUCAUAGAGAUGCUUCGCACAUAUAAUACAUAACUAGAAAUUGAAACAAUAGCCUACUCAUGCGUAGGGCUCUAAAGCCAUAAGUCCUCCCCAAACUCUGAGGACCCCAAAACUCUUUCCAAGGCCUCAAGAUAAUCUUUGGGUGUGGCCUAAACCAAGGACCAUCCAAUUGAUGAGGUAAUUUUCUUUUCCGUUAUUCAUUUAAUUAUUACCAUAAUUAGAGUUCCAAAUUGAUAUAUUAGUACAUUUUAUGGGCUGAUUUAUGACAGAUUUUUAUUUUGGCCACUAUCGUAGACCCCCACACUUUGUGUGGCGCCAGUGGCGUACUGCGGCCAAUACUAUAAUUGUAUUACUUUCUUGUGAUUUAUUUUUUGGUAAUUUUUUGAUAAUAGUUGUUUUCCCAAAUGGCCGAAUUUAGAAUAUGGUGCUGUUUUGUAGUGGCGCGGUCUCCCUAGCGUCCACUUUGCAACGUAUUAGUUCGACAGUUUGUAAACAAUCCCCCGCGACCUGGGCCCUGUUCUUCGUAAAGGGCUGAAGCUAAGUUAAUCAAUUGUCCUUUUAGCCCCGUUAACAUUAGCGAGCUGAUUGAGAACAGGAAAUAUCGGGUCGUCAACGGCUGAUCCGCCUCCAAAUCAUGUGGUUAAUUUCAACCAGGCUAAACUUAUCAGGGCAAUUGCGCGUGCACGUCAUACUUCAAAAGGCAGGAAAGGUCGAUCACCAAGACAAUGAUUUUCUAACGGU
This is a messenger RNA of Clupea harengus (Atlantic herring), 3569 nucleotides long. RefSeq names its product arylsulfatase B-like. Gene Ontology annotation, molecular function: sulfuric ester hydrolase activity. Lineage: Eukaryota; Metazoa; Chordata; Actinopteri; Clupeiformes; Clupeidae. The record is from RefSeq and is a predicted model, not a curated record.